Dreissena polymorpha is the source of this 12679-nucleotide messenger RNA. Its product is annotated as extracellular matrix organizing protein FRAS1-like. The coding region runs from base 1 to 11004 and encodes 3667 amino acids. Gene Ontology annotation, cellular component: membrane. Gene Ontology annotation, molecular function: protein binding. The record is from RefSeq and is a predicted model, not a curated record. NCBI's taxonomy places the organism in Eukaryota, Metazoa, Mollusca, Bivalvia, Myida, Dreissenidae. Gene Ontology annotation, biological process: cell communication. The transcript is spliced from 63 exons.
AUGACGUUUGUCAUUCCCAUCAAUUCACAAUUUGAUACAGGGGAAUGCAUACACAAUGGCAGAGCCUAUUUGGCGCACACUGUAUGGCAGCCAGGUCCCUGCUCCGUGUGUACAUGUGAGGACCCCAUCAUCUUUUGUGAGAAUAUUCGAUGUACGAACCCUCAGUGUGACUUUAAGAAGGGGGAGUACCUACAGAUAUCUGCUGAUGGCUGCUGCCCAGAAUGUAUGACCAACAGAUCCUCCUGCAUUUAUCAGCAACAGACCAUACCACACAAUACUGAGUGGAACCCAGAGCUGUGUGUACGAUGUCGUUGUGAGGACGGUGAUGUGGACUGCGGGCGCCCGCCCUGCCCGGAGACCCGGUGUCGCCCUGGGGAGAUCUCCCAGCACCGUCCGGGUAGCUGCUGUCCCCAGUGCAUACCUGCUGGCAGGCCGUGCACCUUCGAGGGCAUCCAGUAUCCAGACAGUGCAAACUGGGAGCCAUUGCGGUGUACGCAGUGCGUCUGCACCGACGGGCAGUACAGUUGCUACCCCGUUAGAUGUCCACCGCUCGUUUGUUCAGAGAAUGAGGUUUUGGGGACCCCAGAAGGAACCUGCUGCCCCGUUUGCCAAGGGACCAACAGCACCUGUCGGGAGGGAGUCAGGGAGUAUAAGACCGGGGACCAGUGGAGUAGAGAUCCCUGUACGCUGUGCGUCUGCAUAGGGGGAACCAUCGUAUGCACACAGAAGGAAUGUGUGGACGGAGCAAUAUGCCAGCGGGGAGAAGAGAAGAUUACCAGGCCAGGUGAAUGCUGUCCAGAUUGCGUUCCCAUGUCAGGAACGUGUAAAAGCGUUGACCCCCCGCGGUACAGUGGUGACCUAUGGAACUCAUCCCGGUGUGAAUACUGCAUGUGUGAUAGAGGUCAGGUCACCUGUUACACAGCCUCGUGUGAGAACACCGUCUGCUUCAAGGAGGAGGUUCUAAUGCGUCACCCGGACAACUGUUGUCCUCAGUGUGUCAUACCACCAACAUGUGAGCAGUCGGGACAAGUUCGAAACGAUGGGAGUCGCUGGAUGGAAGACGAGUGCACGCUGUGCUACUGCGAUGGUGGGACCGUUCGUUGCUACUCAGAGCACUGUCCUGCCUGUCCAUCAGGCCAGCGUCGGUCCCCUGCACCAGGAGAGUGCUGCAGUCCAUGUGAACCAGUCCACUGCAGUCCACAAUGCCAAAGCUGCGAGGUAGGAGCCCCUGACAAUUGCACAGCCUGCACAAACACCCAGCUCUACGUCCAAGAUGGCCGCUGCCUGCACACAUGUCGUAUGGGGUUCUACCCGUCACCUCGCGGGCUGUGCCUGCCGUGUCACGCCUCAUGCUAUACGUGCGUCGGUGGCACCCAGUACCACUGUGACAUGUGCCAGCCAGGUCUGAUGUGGAAAGACGGGGAGUGCGUCACUCAGUGCGGACUGGGCUACUAUCUUCAGAAUGGCCGCUGUCUGGAAUGCGCCCCCUCCUGCAAGAGUUGUAGUGGUCCAGGGGCAGAUCAGUGUCUCUCAUGCGCGAAUCCUGCACAAGUUGUCUCCCUUGGAAAAUGUGUUGACGACUGCUCGGAGAACUCAUUUGUUCGCUCGGGGAAGUGUGUCGCUUGUCACCCAACCUGUAAGUCCUGUUUACCGGAUGGAUCCGGCUGUGCCGUCUGCUGGCCAGGUGCUCUUCUGCAACUCGGACAGUGUGUCACAGGCUGCUCACCUGGUUUCUAUGACAACAAGCUGGGAUCUUGUUCUGUUUGCCAUGCAUCAUGCGAGACCUGUGAGGGACCAACCAAUAAGAACUGCUCAUCGUGUUACCCAGGAAACGAGCUCAAGAAGAAGGGGAAAUGUCGAAGCGUGUGUGAUGACGGCAAAUAUAUGGAUGUGGAGGGGUUGUGUCGAAACUGCGCCCCAGGCUGCCAGGAGUGUCACGCGGGAUACAUAGGGGACGGUACAUGGUGUACCGCGUGCGUUGAGAGGGAUCACGUGCCAGAACGCAGCGGCUGCAUUGAGCAAUGCAAAGUGGGACAAUACCAGGAGCACAAGACUUGCAAAGACUGCAGUGAGGAGUGUUUGUCCUGCACGUCCCCCAGCACAUGUACGCGGUGUAGCAAGGACACCCUUCUCUAUCUCGGCCACUGUGUGAGACACUGCGGGCAGAGGCAGUUUGAAGACGGAGCCACCCUCACUUGCAAAGACUGCAGCAGCAACUGCCUGAGCUGUUAUGGAGUGGAGGAGUGCAGUGUCUGUGACAGUACCACCUUUCUGCAGGCGGGAAAAUGUGUCGCUAAGUGCAGACAGGGAUUCGUAGCAAACCCCAAAAUAAGACUGUGCCAAAGAAAUACAGGGCCCCCAGUGUUCAAGGUCCUUAACCAUGUUGAGGUGCCAGACGGGGAACUCGGACCCAUCCUCUUGUCAAUGUUCUACAUCUCGGACCCUGACACGUCCCCUGAGAGCCUCACAAUUACUGUGGUUACGACUCCACUCAAUGGCGACCUUAUUAAGGUCAUCAAAGGUCAGGACGUAAAGGUCAAGGCUGGAGAUAAUGUGACCGUUUCGGACAUGUUGUUAGGAAAACUUUGGUUCAAGCACAAGGCUGGAAAAUCUGAAAGAGGCAAAUGUGUCCUUCAAGUGACCGACAGUCAAUUAACAAGUGCUGUUGGUGAGCUGUACGUACAGGCUGUGAUGCCAUCUGCCAUCUCUAUAGCAACUAGGUCAUUGUUACUAGCAACGCAAGGGGAGGUCACUGUUAUAUCCACAGAUGUUCUGAACAUAAGUGCUAAGGCAGCAGACGAAAACGUGAAACUCACAAUUUUGCAAGGUCCAAAACAGGGUGUCAUAGUAAAUAAAUGGACCAGUGAGGCUGUAAGAGUAUUCUCCCUUGCCCAGUUGAGGUCGGGGGUCAUAGGUUACAAGCACAAAGGUCAGCCGGGGUCAGAUAUCGUGAUGGUACAAGCUAGCGAUGGGUUCCAUGUUUUCAACUUGCUGCUGCAUAUUCAGAUACUAGAAAAGGCGAGUGCAAGUCCAGUGCUGAUGCGUAACAACGUGGGCCACGUCUCGCUGGGAAGCAUGCUCAAGCUGUCACCUGAUCUCCUGCAGGCCAAGUGUGUUGAUGGAUCACAGACGGAGGAGGUCGUGUACACCCUCAACCCCUCGCUGAACAACCCUCAAGAGGGGGAGAUGAUCAUGGUAGUUCCAAUACCCCCGUCGGGCAUUACACACGGCUGGGAUGACCUUGGGGACGGCAAUAUGGCCGCCCGCCUGACCCGCUUCCUGCAGAGGGACAUUGACGAGGGCCGUAUAUUCUACAAGAAUAAGGGAACUGCUGCACUAACCGACUUUGUCAGAUUUGAGAUUGCAGACACGGGUUCUUCACGGACGGUCUUGACAGAUCAGACGUUUAAAAUCACCGUGCGAGAGAAGAAGAACCCUGGUCCCAUUACGCACCCAACACUUGUGGAUGGGGCCACCCUCAAAAUAAGGGUCCUGGAAGGCCAGCUGGCAGCCAUCACUCCAGGCAGCCUUCACUUUGUGGACGACGUCACAGAACCGUCCGGUGUCAAGUUCACGCUUACCCACCCUCUGGGGCCGAGGGACGGAAGUCUGGAACACGUGGAACGACCCUCGAAGAAUCUCAAGACUUUCACCCAGGAGGACGUGAACAACAACAGAAUCAUUUACCGGCCGCCAUUUGCUGAGCUAGGGUUCAAACAGAGAGAUGUCUUCUUUUAUUUCACGGUGGAAGAUGAAGAAGUGGGUGUACCUAUCCAGGAACACAAGUUCGUGAUCACCCUCCUGCCAGUGAACAACCAGCCUCCUCGCCUGCUCUCCCCCACCCCCGUUCUGCGAGUGUCCCAGGGGGGCUCGGUUCCGAUUGGUCAGUCCGUGCUGACCAUAGUGGACGAUGACACGCCCCUGCACGAGCUGACCGUCACAUUGACCCGGGGCCCACAUAGCGGCCUGUUUGAAAAGGCCACUUUGCAGAGGCAGAAAGAGACGAUUAAUCAAGGUGGAACGUUUCCAUACCCUGACCUGGCCAGUCACAUGUUCCAAUACAGCCACGAUGGUUCCAGUCUCCUGUUUGACACUAUGCAGUUCUCAAUCAGCGACGGGAACCAAUCUACGCCCAUGUCGGUGGACGUGAAGGUGAUCCGCGUGGACAAGACUGGUCCGCAGCUGGUGCCAUCUGCUACCUGUAGACUGGUUGUGAAAGAAGGAACAACUCAGCUGAUAACAAGAGAUGUGCUUGCUUUCACUGACCAGGAGGACAGUGACAUCAGUCUAAAAAUAGCGCUUACCAUGGAAACAACUCAUGGGAAGCUGUUGCUAAGUAACCAACAGGUCAUCGUCAUGGGCACAUUUACACAGGCUGAUAUCAACAGCGGUAAACUAAGCUACUUGGCUGACUCAGAGGUGGGCAUUAACUUUGUUUCCGAGGUGAUGACCUUCAACGUCAGCGACCUCAGCGGAAACAUUCUGCCCAGUCAGACCCUAUAUGUGCUCGUAGAACCAGUCAAUAACGUCCCUCCAAAGGCACAAAUAGUGGGGGACCUCAAGGUCAGUGAAGGUAUGGACAAGGUCAUAUCCAGUGACCUUGUUCUGAUUGAUGACCUUGACACACCCCUGUCAGACCUCACCGUAACCAUAGUGACACAGCCAGAGUUUGGGGCAAUCAGGAACAGGGAGCCGGAGAGCACCACUGGUCUGGUUACGUCGUUUGCUGCGGAGGAUCUCCGGAAUGGCUACAUUUUCUAUACCCAGUCUGACCACGCUGAAAAGGAACCAGUCAGCGAUGGGGUCGUCUUCUAUGUGGAUGAUGGUGCCAAUAGAUCACCUCCAUAUCGCUUGAAUAUUUCAAUUGAGGGUGUGAAUGACGAGCCCCCAGUGGUGGUGCUGGAGCAGCUUUUUGUUCAGGAGGGUCAAAGUGUGACCUUGACCAACACCUCCAUCUUCAUCACUGACCUUGACACCGGCCCUGGCAACAUUUCCUUAGUCCUGGGUACGCCCCCUGAACAUGGAGUACUUAAGAGAAAAGUAUCCAAAGCAAUGCAAGUGGAUGCUGCAGAAUUGCUGAAAAAGAAUGCCUCUUUUGUUUACAAGGACAUAUUGGAAGAGCUUCUGAUCUAUGUCCAUGAUGGGAGUGAGGUCUCGAUUGACUCGUUUUCAUUAGUUGUUUCCGAUGGCAACCACACUAUGCGGGGUCGCGUCCCCGUCAUUCUAGGACUUGUCAGCGAUGAGACGCCUCGGGUCACUGUGAACAGGGGCUUACGAGUUUAUCCUGGUUCAAUUACUCCAAUUUCUAACAAAGAGCUGUCCAGCUCUGACCUUGACACUGAUGCUGACCACUUGACCUUCACCUUGACCUCUGAUCCCAAGGUCGGGUCACUGUACCUGACCUCUGCUGGUCAGCCACGCCCUGUUAGCAUGCUGGGUCCUGUUAGCAGCUUUAAACAACUGGACAUUGAUCAAGGCUAUUUGGAGUACCGCCACAACCGAGGAGAGUCCACAGGCAGCGUCAUGUUUAAAUUCACCAUAUCUGACCCGGAGAGGAAUGAGGCCAGGGGACAGGAAUUCUACAUUACAGUCUUAGAGGACCGGUCUCCUCCCCGACUUCUCCAGGGGAAAGAACUCGUGUGUAGGGAGGGUGGGGAGGCAGUUAUCACCCCUGAACAACUCUCCUACACUGACGAGGACUCGCAGGCUAGUCGGCUCCAGUAUGUCGUCACAGCAACACCACUACUGGGACAUCUGGAGAACAAGAAACAGCCAGGAGUCCUGAUAACAGAAUUCUCACAAGCAGACAUAACUAACGGCAUCGUCAAGUACGUCCACACCAGCACCAGUGAAGAGUAUGCAGACAGGUUCACGUACUCGGUUACCGACGGCAACAACCAUGUGACUGGGACCUUCCAUGUGACCUUGACCCCGGUGGAUGACUCCAUUCCCAUGGUUACCGUUGGGGUGCUGAGAGUGCAGCAAGGGGUCAGGAAACUGAUCUGCGAGUUCGACCUUAGAGCUGUGGAUCUUGAUACAAAGGAGGACUCCCUGACGUUCACCAUCACUCUGCCCCCGCGCCAUGGCACAAUAGAGCUUCUCUCACACUCCAGCUGGAACACGACAUCAGUCUUCUCAAUGACCCAGAUUUACGAAAAUCAGGUCAGCUACCUACCGAAGCCAGGGGAGGCAACCAGUGAUGUCUUCAUGUUCUCUGUCACAGAUGGCACUAACAAUCGUUUUACUCUUGUGGGCCCUAGUGGUGUUGGACAGGUGACAGUACCCUUGACUGAACCUCAGACAAUCAACAUAGAAAUCAUGCCAAUGGAUCUUGGAAGUCCGAUCAUUGUUGCCAAUCAGGGUCUGCAAUUCCUCGAGGUGCAAGGGUCAGGUACUGGAAACAUCAUCACGUCCCAUGAGCUGCGAUCCAUCGAUGAUGACACCUUGCCAGACAAACUGAAAUAUGUAGUGCGCACCAAGCCUGCCUACGGCCGUUUGGAGAUGACAAGCAAUGCUGGAGUUGAAAUUGGGACCUUCACUCAAGAAAACCUAGACAACUCCCUUAUCAGAUAUGUUCUGACCAAACCCGGCCUAUCCUUUGAGGAUAAUUUUGUGUUCGAUCUCUAUGAUGGCAAACCGAAUCGUGUGCCCGGAAACGUGUUUCACAUCACGUGGUCUAGUAUAGAGUUUGAGCAGGUGUUGAUGAACAUCACAGAAACCUCAGGACUGAUCCAGGUCCCUGUGAUCAGAAAAGGAUACCUCAAACAGUACUCCAUGGUCACGUGUGCCACAGUGUCCGGUACUGCCACAUCCAGUGAGCAGGGCAGUCGCCCAGGGCAGCAAGACUUUGUGCAACAUAUGGGACAGGUACAAUUUGAUGAGUGGCAGGACAAGCGUCUGUGCACGAUAAUCAUCAAUGACGACUCCAUAUUCGAGGGGCGUGAGACGUUCUAUGUGGAGCUGGUUCAGCCGACCUUCACCUUGCUGGGCCCCGUCAUGAAAACAAGCAUUACUAUAGAGGACAUGGAGGAUGAGCCAGUGUUGCAGUUUCAGAAGUCAGAAUAUCAUGUGCAGGAGGGAGACAGCUACCUAUCGGCAAACAUCAUUCGCACGGGUGACAUCAGUAGCACAGUGUCCACCAUCUGCUACACGUCCUCUCUGACAGCCUGGGGUAGUCCCCUAGACCGUCUGGACUCUGGGUCGGACUACAUCUCCCGCGGCAACGCCAACUCCAACAGAGUUAUCUUUCCAUCUGGUGUUACCAUGGCAACAUGUGAUGUGAAGUUGAUAGAUGACAGCGUAAAUGAGGGUCUGGAGCAGUUUGACCUUCAGUUGACCUUGCCGUCUUACGGGGCUAGACUGGGACCACUCUCCCAUGCCACUAUCAUCAUUGAAGGGCCCAAUGAUGAAUCCAGUAUCCAUUUCUCUGCACCCUCCUACCACUUCUCGGAGGAUGCGGGCACAAUUGAGGUUGAGAUUUUGCGGUCAGGGGCGGACAUCAUGCACUCCUCCACGGUUUGGUGUGCGACAAGGCUGGCAAACCCACCGUCCGCCUCCGCCGGGCAGGACUAUGUACCCAGUGCCAGCCAGAUCACCUUUGGACCAGGGCAGACUUCACAGAAGUGUGAGUUGACACUGCUCGACGACUCGGACCAUGCUCGACUGGAGGGAGACGAGACGUUCAUAGUGUUCCUCAGCUCCGCCAUGAGCAGUAACCUCAUUCAGCCGUACACGGCCAUCGUUCACAUCGACGAUUCACUGCUCGACGUUCCAACAAUGAGCUUCAUAUCUACAACCUUGGUGGUAGAUGAGAGUGCGGGUUUACUGGAAGUGCCUAUCAUGCGCACAGGAGACUCAAAUCUUGAGUCAUCAGCGAUCUGUUACACGUCAAUGGGCUCGGCUGAACUCGAGUCGGACUACAUAGAAAGAAGGAUGGUGGAGGCCUCGAGGAUUGUGUUUCACGCAGGGGAAAAAAUGAAGAACUGCACGGUUAAGCUCGUGAAUGAUGACAUGUAUGAGGCAAAUGAAACACUUCACGUGAAGCUUGUACAGGCCUUAGGGGCAGAUAUGUACGAAGCACGCAUUGGUGACGUGAAUGAUACCCUUGUAACGAUCACCAAUCAGGACGAUGUUCCCAGAGUUCAGUUCGAAAGGUCAGCCUACAGCAUCCCUGAGCCCAACUCCAAGGACCAAAUCUCGACCUUGACCUUGAAGAUCAUGAGGUCAGGCGAUGUAACCUUGGCCACAAGUGUGAAAUGCAGCACUCGGGACGGUUCUGCGACGUCAAGGGCAGACUUCAUUCCUAAGAGUCAAGUUCUUGUGUUUCCUGAAGGGGUUCGAACAAUGAACUUCUCAGUGGAUAUCCUCUACAACAGUGAUAUAGAGUGGCAUGAGACGUUCAGUCUGGUGCUCAGCGCAGGUCAGCCAACAGGGGCGAUGCUGGGAACCGUAUCCAUAGCAACCAUCACCAUCCUUGACAACGAUGUAUCGGGCAGUAUGGUCUUACCCGCGCCACCUGUGGUUGUCUCCCUUCUUCACUAUGACGAUGUCACAAAUGGGAUGAAGGUGGAUGCCACUCCGGGAUAUCCUGUCAUCUGCGUUACGCCUUGCGAUCCACACUAUCCAAGCUACAGUGCCACGAAACGCUUGUGUUCAGAGGCUAACAUCAACCAGACGGCCAUGUACUACCGCUGGGAAGUGUCCGUGCCCGACAUGCCCGGCUCUCGGCCCCCUUUCAUGGAACUCUCAUACAACACCAUUUUUACAAGCGUCAAUCACAUAACACUGGAUAGCAUCUACUUCCGACCGAGUUUCCGGGUGCGAUGUGUGGCGCAGCCAUUAAACGAGAAAGGAAAUCCGGGAAUUCCACUGAAGAGUAACCCAGUGACGAUCGGACGUGACAAUGCCAUAUGUCAGGCCCCAGCCUUCUCUGGGCUGCCUUUCAGCUAUCAGGCCCAGUCGUUUCAUGCAAAACUUUUUUACGUUGGCACUGAGGACCCCACCCACCCAAACACCAUACACGUCUCAGUGCAGAUUCCGCACCAAGACGGAAUGCUGCCGUUGUUGUCAACUUUCCCGAUCACGAAUUUGAAGUACCUGCUCUCUGAACCGGUCUAUAGACAACAGCAUUUGUGCUCCAACCUAAUAACUCCAAACGAAAGAUCUUCGCUGCUUCAGAUGGGCUUCUUAAAUAACAAAACUCUCGCUUCCUAUAAUAUCUCAUCAGUUAACGAUUUUCCGUACCAGUUUGAUGCAAAUCUUCGACAAAACUCAUCACUGAUGUUGUAUAAGUAUCUGGACCUCAAGAAAUGCAUGUGGAAUUUCGAGGCCUGGUUUGCGAUGACCGACCUGGUUGACCUUUGCGGAGGUCGAGCCGUGUCAGAUUUUCAGGUCAGGGGUGGUGGAAAGACGUACCUGACUGUGCGAGUACCACUGUACGUGUCCUACCUGUAUGCUGUGGCUCCUAUUGGCUGGGGGUCUCUGGAGCACAUGACGGAGCUUGAGUUCUCUUUCUACUACGACACGGUGCUGUGGAGGUCGGGGCUCGAGACCCAGGGCGACAUCGGGGGUCGGCUACAGGUCAUGAGGGUCCUCAUACAGGACGAUGGGCGACUGGCUGUUGACUUCAAAACACAGGCAAAAUUCAGAGGCCUUUAUGUGCUGAGUCACCCCACAUUGCCAGAAUACAAGAGCCGCUUCAUCUCCAAGGAGACAGACGCCAUGUUUGACCUUGAUCUGGUUUGGGGUCAGAACACGUUUGACGGCCCCCAGCAGUUGUGGCGAGCUAGAAGUCACUAUAGUUUCAAGGAUUACACGGGGGAGUAUGUGGUGGAGCUGAUACCUUGCACUGCACAGCCUCAUCAGGGCUACACUAUACUGUCUCCACCUACGUGUACGGCUCAUAAGCCACAGAGGUUUGAUGUGCCAAUAGCCUUCCAGCAGUCUAAUCGUCCUGUUCCGCUUGAGUACACGCUGAACACGCACUUCCAGCUGACAAAUAACGAGCAGACAUUCCUAAGGAAUCCUUUCACGUCAUUGGUUGAGAAGGAUAUGAGGGAGGAGCUUGUGGCUUUCUCGCAGGGUGACCGCAUAUAUGGUCGGGUGAUGUGGAGUCCAGAACAAGACUUGAAGUCUGCAUACACGUUAUCACUGGAGAAGGUCUUCAUUUGCACAGGAUCAGAUGGACAUGUUCCCACAUAUGAUCCCACAGGCUCUGUGUACAACAACGGGCCCCAGUAUGGAUGUAUACAACCCAGCCCUAAACUGAAAUACAGGUUCCAUGUUCUGGACCGGGGUGCCCCCCACAUGACUGCACGGGAGUUUGAGGGUGUCAAGUUUGACGCCCAGUUUGUGUCGGAAAACCAGCGGUUCACACGCCUGAUGUCGAUCAACGGGCUGGAUGGCUUUGUACUGAACGUGGACCCUCUUUACAAGGUCACCUCUGGCUUCCAGUGGUACAUUCAGGUGAUAUACUCCAUUGGACCAGCAGACAGUCUGUUCCGCAGAAAAAGAUAUACUGUCCUCUCAUUGGACAGAGAAAAGAGAGCAGAGAAUAUGAACAUGAAAUACGAUUGGUUGGAAAACAACAGUAGUAAAAAUGGAACAAAUAUUCAAAUAUUGCAUUUAAAUAAUACUCAGGUGAAGGAAAUUAUUGCCAAAAAUGACAAGAGCAAUUUACUAGUGGUUGUAGUGCCGAUUAUUGUAGCUGUGAUAUUAAUAGUAACAGUUGUAAUUAUUGUCGUCUGCAUGAAGCGGCGGCGACGCAGACGUCGCAAACAACCCUCUUCCACGAGCAUGAGAAACAAUCUAGAAUUAGCCAACCAAAACUCUGUGAUUUAUAAGGGGAAAAUUAACAAGCCAGUCACUGUACGAUGCAGUUCAAGCCAUGAGCUUAAACAGUCGGUUGUGUACAAAGCGGAUCAUGGGAAAAUGUCGGUCCGAAUCAAGGACACCAAUAUUCAGAAGGCAAAGAAUAUUACUAAGGGCAAUGGCACAGAAGUUUGAAGGAAGAAUAUUAAAAUUGUUUAAAAGUUUAAUGAAUGCUGAUGCCUAAAAUUGAUGCUCUUGUCUAAGUAGAGCUGAACAUGUGUUUGUCAUGUCCACUAGGUGUCACUUUUCAUCUUUUUGUUUUUGUGCCAGUAAUGAACAAGACCAUAUGAAUAGAAGUGUCGACACAUUCAUUGUGAAAAGAAAUGAACAAUUAGUUUGAAAACAAAAUCAAUACAACUAAUGGAAACAAAUACCACAUUCAGUAGAAGAACUACCGUAUUCAGCUGCGCCUGAAUUGUUUGGUUGUCAUAUAUGAACAUGGUGAUAUAAAGUGAUUAGGUCUUUAAAAGAAAUGAAGUUAUGUUUGUCUUUUACCAUUAAAAAUGGAAACAUUAACUAAGACACAAUUUCGUUUUUGGAAUGUUUUCACUUGCAUUGAAUGCAGGAAUUAAUUGGUAAACAGCUAUUUAAACAGUUUUGUAAUUAACCAUGAAUGAUAAAAGAUCAAAGUCUUGUUAAGAAAGGUUUGAAUUGUGUUAAAUUUUAAUUGUAUUGGAAAAGCAUAUGAAUUUUUCUUUUUUUAGGCAGACUAUUUGUGCAUCAAUUUGUUUGACCAUUAUAAGACCUGGGAAAUAUUUACAGCUAAAUAUCUGUCACUGUUAUUGGAUUUUAUUAAAACAUAUUACUUGUACGUAAUUUUUGCUGCACUUUGUAGUAGGAAUGUACGUCCGACAGUUUGAGGUUAUCAUGUGAUUAAUUCUGUUAUAUAUUUGUUACAUAUCUCUCGUGACAUUUACCUCAUUCUUCACGUAAUUUGUGUUGCACCAAAUUGGUGUUAUUGUAAAAAAUGUAUGUGUGACUCAUGUGAUUUCCAGAUUUAAAGCAUAUGGUAUGACAGAGCUGCACAUUUCUACAUCAGAUAAAAUUGUUUCUUUUUCAAAUCUUGCGAUCUGAUGUUGUUGUUUUUUCCUAAAAACGAGAUUUUUACACUGUGUUAUUCUUACACUUUUGACACUUAUACCAUAAAACAACAUCAUCAUAAAAAUUAAGUAAAAAAAAAAGAACUGACGCAGCAAUGCUUGAGGACUGGAUAAGAAACUAUGCAGAGCCUUGCUGCGGGAAAACUGGGCUUAAUGCAUGUGUAUAAAGUGUCGUCCCAGAUUAGCCAGUCUCCACACAGGCUUAUCAGGGGCGAUACUUUCAAGCCUAAACUAGAUGUUCAUUUAGAAAUGGAAAGUUUUGUAAGCCUGUUCAAACUGCACAUGCUAAUCUGGGACAACAUUUUACGCACAUGCACUAGGCCCAAUUUUGCAGGUUGAGGCUCAUUAUUAUUUAUUCCCCUGUGGGAUAUGCUAUCAUCAAAUAACAUUUCAUGAAUGAGUGUGAUAUUAUUUCAAUGACAAUGUAUGAAUCAAUAAUCAUAGUGAUAUUCCAAUAAUUUACCUCUUGCUACCUGUACUUAUGUAUAUAAUAUUUAUGUAGUUGGUUUUGAAUUAACACAAAGGGUAAAAGUAUAUUUGUAAGCAUUGAUUGGCUGUCAUUGGACUAGAAAUGAAAUGUAGUAUUUUGUUGACAGAAUAAUUAUGUGAUGGACGCAAUAAAUUUGUUUGUGGUCUAUUUUGAAGUUUCUAAAUUCCAAAUUUGACAUCUUUGUCUUGUUUAACUCUUUCAGUGCUGGAACCGCAUUUUG